AUGAUGGGAUUUAAUAAUAACGACUCGAACGAAUCAUCGUCAACAUCCGAUUAUAGUAAUGAAAACCUCGAUAUUUCUUUAUCAUCGCAACGUCUAACUCCUUAUAGUCCGUAUUUAAAUUUCGAUCCGGCAUUUUUACCAACAAAUCAACCAGAAUUCAUUACCUCCGAUGGAUUAGUUAUAACUGAUGGCGCAGGAAGAUCCAGAGGACGAUUUGAAUUAGCUUUUGGUCAAAUUGGUGCUUCUUGUAUGAUAGGUGCUGGUAUUGGAGGCAUGAGAGGAUUUUACCGAGGCUUAAAAGCUACCACAAUGGAGGGACAAACUGGAAAGCUUAGGAGAACUCAAUUACUUAAUCAUGUUAUGAAAAAUGGUUCUUCGGUAGCGAAUACACUCGGUGUAGUUUGUGUGAUGUACAGCGGUAUAGGUGUAGGUCUUCAAUUAAUUAGAGAUACUGACGAUUCGAUAAAUACUAUGAUUGCUGCUACUUGUACUGGAAUGCUGUUUAAAUCAACUGCGGGACUUCCAAAAUGUUUGAUGGGAGGUGGUGUAGGAUUGGCGUUAGCAUCAAUGUACUGCUUAUGGAACAGUCGGGACUCAUUAACUCAGUUAAGGCAUCACAAUAUGAACCCAGCAUAA
Cotesia congregata is the source of this 636-nucleotide messenger RNA. Lineage: Eukaryota; Metazoa; Arthropoda; Insecta; Hymenoptera; Braconidae. The record is from the annotation of a GenBank genome assembly.